CGUUCGUCUGCUAGCAAGCAAAUGCCUAUUGUGGCUAACGUUAGCUGGCUAAUUGCCCCCCUCCUUUUCUCAAUCACAUUAUAUUGUCUUAUUAUUGUGCCGAGACGUAUAUUCCUUUCUGUAGCUAUUCCGUAAUUAACUUAUUUCGCCUCGAGUAUUUUGCGCUGAAAAACCCUUAUUGCCAGCUGGUUAGCACUGCGUGUGUGUCGUGUCGUUAUUGGUACAGUCUCAAGCGUGUUUGUUUUGAUCUCUCCCUCUGACCGACACACGUCAACUCGAGCAUCCAGUCAGCGUUAGUUUGAUGGCAAAAAUGUAUCAACUUGAAAUUACACAACGGCACUUGAGGUUUGUGUUACAAGCAACCAAAAGUAUGUUUAUUGUAGCAAGUAUCGGAAAUAGUUAGCUAGCUAGUCAAUGCAACCCCAAAAGUAGCUUGUCUUUUUCCCCAUUUGAUGUGCAUGCUGCAUUGUAGUUGGCUAGCCGGCACACUAGAUACACUCCUUUUCAAAUGGCUAACGUUACCAUUGAAGAGUGAAUCAUGGUUUUGACAUUUGGAGGCCUUUCGCUCUUCGGCAGACCCACUCGGACCCAGAUAAUGGGCACAACCUGGGCAGGAGCGGCCAACCGAUGAUGCCACUCUGCUGCACUGUGACCAGCCAUGCUCUCGUCCAAGGCGUUUUCCGGAUGGGGCUCCCCUCCCCCGACACUGUGCUUACAUAGGUCAGGAAUACAACUACAUCAUACAAAAGGAACGAUGGCAUGGACUUGUCUGAACUAUGGCACACCUGCAGGGUAAAGGUGAGGUCCCUUGACAUCUGAUACCAAAAGGAAAACCAAGAUCAAGUCGAUCCACAUUUUAUGAGGACAAAACAAGUCAAUGAACAACUGAUGGUUUAGCGUCCACACUUUCACCAUGUUGACGAGGUUGCACCAUGGCUGCUGAUUCCUGUAUACUAGUAGACUCUCCGGUGCGGCGCUGAGCCCAGUGACCCUAACCCAUGAUGCAGCGUAACGGUGGUGGGGUGGGGGCUGGUGGCCAGCCGUGGGUGCUGCGGCGCGUGCGCCUCACCUGGCUCAGCUUCAUGCUCUUCUUCAUCCUGGUCUUCUUCCCGCUCAUCGCCCACUACUACCUCACCACCAUCGACGAGGCGGGCGGCCCCGACAAGCGCAUCUUCGGCCCUCGGCCCGGCGGUGAGCUGUGCGAAGCCAAGCACGUGCAGGACCUGUGCCGCAUCCGCGAGUCGGUCAGCGAGGAGCUGCUACAGCUGGAGGCCAAGCGGCAGGAGCUGAACGGGGAGAUCGUCCGGCUCAACCUGCGCAUCGAGGCGUGCAAGCGUAGCAUCGACAGUGCCAAGCAGGACCUGCUGCAGUUGAAGAACGUCAUCAGCCAGACGGAGCACUCAUACAAGGAGCUGAUGGCCCAGAACCAGCCCAAGCUCUCGCUUCCCGUGAGGUUAAUACCUGACAAGGACGACCCAGGACUACCCCCGCCCAAGUCUGCCCACAUCUGCCGCCUGCGCUCCUGCUUCGACUACGCCCGCUGCCCGUUGACCUCGGGCUUCCCUGUGUACGUCUACGACACUGCCUCCUACCCCUGGGGUGAGUCCCUGGACCCGCUGGUCAGGCAGGCCUUCGCCACCUCGGUGAAGAGCAGCAUCUACGUGACGGACAACCCCAGCAUCGCCUGUCUGUAUGUGGUGCUGGUGGGGGAGCUGCAGGAGUCUCCUUCCUCCCCCCUCCCGGCCCCCUCAGCGCUGGAGAAGCAGCUGAAGGCUCUGCCAUACUGGAGGUCUGACGGACACAACCAUCUCCUGGUCCACCUUUCCAGGAAGUCCAUGACGCAGAACUUCCUGUACAAUGUGAGCACUGGCCGGGCUGCAGUGGCCCAGUCCAUCUUUCUUGAGCAGCAGUACCGCGAGGGCUUCGACCUGGUGGUGUCCCCACUGGUCCACGCCCUCUCUGAGCCAAACUUCCUGGAGGUGCCGCCCCAGGUGCCCGUCAAGAGGAAGUACCUGUUUACCUUCCAGGGCGAGAGGGUGGAGUCUCUGAGGAGCAGCCUGCAGGAGGGGCCGCCCCAGUCCUUUGAGGAGGAGAUGGAGGGAGACCCGCCAGCCGACUACGACGAUCGCAUCAUCGGAACGCUUAAGGCAGUGCAGGACAGCCGCCUGGACCAGGUGCUGGUGGAGUUCACCUGUAAGAGCCCGCAGCCCAGCCUGCCCACAGAGUGGGCCCUGUGUGGGGAGAGGGAGGAGCGGCUAGAGGUCCUUAAGGCCUCCACCUUUGCCUUGGUCAUCUCCCCCGGGGACGGUCAACUGAUGGCCUCAGCGGGCAACGGCAUGAGGCUGUUUGAGGCCCUGGAGGUGGGGGCCAUCCCUGUGGUAGUGGGGGACCACGCCAGGCUGCCCUACCAUCAGUUGGUCCACUGGAGCGAGGCGGCCAUUAUGGUGCCCAAGCCCCGCAUCACCGAGCUGCACUUCCUGCUACGCAGCCUAUCAGACAAUGACCUACUGGCCAUGCGGCGGCAGGGCCGCUUCCUGUGGGAAACCUACUUCUCUACCUCAGAGAACGUCCUGGGCACAAUUCUGGCUAGCGUCCGGACCCGCAUCCAGGUCCCCCCCGCGCCCAUCCACGAGGAGCCCGCCCAGGAGAUCCCCCACAAGGCGGGCAAGAUGGCGGGCACGGACGCUAACCUGGCCGACAAUGGCGACCUGGACCUGGGUCCCGUGGAGACAGAGCCACCCUACGCCUCACCACGCUUCCUUCGCAACUUCACGUACACAGCAUCCGACACCUACCAGACCUGGAACCGCGCCCCGGGGCCUUUCCACCUCUUCCCUCACACGCCGCUGGACCCGGUGCUGCCCUCGGAGGCCAAGUUCCUGGGUUCGGGCACGGGCUUCCGCCCCAUUGGCAGUGGCACGGGGGGCUCGGGGAAGGAGUUUCAAGCAGCGCUGGGUGGGAACGUGCCUCGGGAGCAGUUCACCGUGGUCAUGCUGACCUACGAGAGGGAGGAGGUUCUGAUGAACUCCCUGGAGAGGCUCAACGGGCUGCCCUACCUCAACAAAGUGGUGGUGGUGUGGAACUCCCCCAAGCCUCCUUCAGACGACCUGCUGUGGCCAGACAUCGGCCUGCCCAUCGUGGUGGUGCGCACGGAGAAGAACAGCCUCAACAACCGGUUCCUGCCCUGGGACGUCGUGGAGACGGAAGCCAUCUUGUCCAUCGACGACGACGCCCACCUCCGCCAUGAUGAGAUCAUGUUUGGGUUCAGAGUAUGGAGGGAGGCCAGGGACCGCAUCGUGGGCUUCCCUGGGAGGUUCCAUGCCUGGGACGUCAACCACCAGUCGUGGCUCUACAACUCUAACUACUCCUGUGAACUGUCAAUGGUACUGACGGGCGCCGCCUUCUUUCACAAGUACUAUGCGUACCUGUACUCGUACGUGAUGCCCCAGGCCAUCCGCGACAUAGUGGAUGAGUAUAUCAACUGUGAGGACAUCGCCAUGAACUUCCUGGUGUCGCACAUCACCCGCAAGCCCCCUAUCAAGGUGACGUCUCGCUGGACCUUCCGCUGCCCCGGCUGCCCUCAGGCCCUGUCGCAUGACGACUCUCACUUCCACGAGCGCCACAAGUGCAUCAACUUCUUUGUCAAGGUGUACGGCUACAUGCCCUUACUCUACACGCAGUUCCGCGUGGACUCUGUGCUCUUCAAGACGCGCCUACCCCACGACAAGACUAAGUGCUUCAAGUUCAUCUAGCCCAGGGCUAGGCCCAGCUAAGAACGUUGGGCAGAACGAAGCUAGAGAGUGAGGAACUCAGGCAGGACGGAAGAGAGAGCAGAGAGGACUGGUUGUGAGAAAGAGGGAGGUUUUGGGAUGAGGGCUUAAACCCAGGAAUAGAUCUAGGAUGAAUGACACAGACCACACCUUCACUGGAACCUGUGAUAGGCUGGAAGCUGAGAAGAACCUCUGCCAAUCAAGAAGCCUUUUCAUUUUUUAAUGUAAUUGUGUUCUUCAUCAUGUCUUCAUGUUUGUUACAUCAUCAACUACUACAGAUUUCAUUUAGCUUGUUAUGGGCCUGCAGAGAGAAAGAGGAGAGGAUGCUGGCAACACUGCCUGUCCAAGGACAGUGACUUGACUCUGCGAGACAAACUCAAACUGGCAUUGUAAACGGACUGGUUUUAAACUGACACAGGGAGAGAAUGAAACGGUGGACUGUCACAUGGGCCAGCCCGGAGCUCCUGAAUUGCUAGCUAGACAUUUCACCUUUUGAGAGAUAAACAAAGGCAUACCAUUUGUCAUUGCACAAAUUGUUUUUUAAUUUUAUUUUUUACUCAUUUUACAUGAAUUUACUUUACUCUUGUAUAUGAAACCGUGAGAGAAGCACUGAUGGUCGCAGAAGUAUUCUAUUCAAUGAUCUUGUUAUUUGUUUUACGUGGUGUUUAAUAGUGUAAAUCUCCAUGUGGGAUGGUCAGUGGUCACCAGAACCUUGUUAUUGGCUGACCCAUAGAAUCACUAGAAUGGGUGAAGGCCCUCAGACCAUGACAAUUUCACAGUAGAUUAUAUUUCUAUGGGCAGACCUAAACUAAGAUAGAAAGUGGUCUUUGUCAUUCUGUCUUUAAAUGACCUCAGAUGGAGACUACAGGACCAUUAUGCCACAAGUUCUACAAGUUUACCAGAAAAAUCUGUAAAAUAUUCAUAGGAAACUGUAUUAGUUGGAAUGCCAUUACCUAACACAUUCAUUAAGCCUACAGCAGACUACAAUGGUGUAAAGUCAGACCUUGGCUUUUUUCUGACUUUUUGGAUGUUAGUGAUAUUGGUCUACCAAUGGUUAUUGUUAAAUGUCUGAGUAGUCCUAAUUAAGUGUUCAGUAAUGGAGUAGGGUGACGUUGCCACUAGAUGCUGAUCUUGGCUCAGUUUUUAACUUCUCCCACUAAUGGUUAAUGUUAGGAUUGGGGAGGGGAAGCUGAUUCCAGAUCUGUACCUAGGGGAAACUUCCCACAGGAGCCUUCGAUAAAUGAUGUCAAUUGGGCAAUUGUACAAGGAAUUGAAAAAUAAGCUUAUUUCGACUCUGAAGAUGUUUUGGUGUUUCUGUCUGUCAUCAUCAUGGUCCAAUCAUGUCAAAGGUUACAGUUCUAUUCAGUUUGAACCUUCAAAAGGAGCUUCUUCUCUGUACAGUGUCUCCAUGUCGGUCCCUCAAGUUUCAUUUCAUAACGAUUUGAUGGUCGAUGAAUGUUUUCUUUGCCAAAUAGGUACGAUGUUAUAUGCUGAAAAACAGCACAAUGUUUUGUAAAGUGCACAAUGCAGUCUGGUACCCCCCCCGUUAGACAGUACUCAGCCACCCCAUCCCCCCCAAAAAAUGGUCAUUCAGCUAUUAAAAUGACAGCGCCUGCCCUUGUACUAUGCAGCCCUUAUUAAUUAAUGUACUUUGACCGGUCUUACUCUGGGAGGCUACUUUUAUAGAACUCAACAUUAUCGCGCCCCAUACUUUCUGUAUAUUUAUUUAAUUGAAUAUAUUGAAUGGAUCUUCUAAGGCUUCUAAAGGGGUUUGUGAAUAGAAAUGACUGCAAUAAAAUGGAAUGUGAUCUGGGUCAUUAGCUCUCAGACAACGGAACCUGCCCCCCUGACUGACCCGGCAUCAGUGGGCCCCAUUACAACACUAACGAAAACCAAAUCAAGUGUUCUUUGUCACAUGCUUCGUAAACAACUGGUGUAGACUAACAGUGAAAUGCUUCCUUACCCUUCCCAACAAUGUA
This is a messenger RNA of Salmo salar (Atlantic salmon), 5749 nucleotides long. NCBI's taxonomy places the organism in Eukaryota, Metazoa, Chordata, Actinopteri, Salmoniformes, Salmonidae. The record is from RefSeq and is a predicted model, not a curated record.